Danio rerio (zebrafish) is the source of this 2608-nucleotide messenger RNA. RefSeq names its product golgi phosphoprotein 3-like (gene golph3l). Gene Ontology annotation, cellular component: Golgi apparatus; Golgi cisterna membrane; Golgi membrane. Lineage: Eukaryota; Metazoa; Chordata; Actinopteri; Cypriniformes; Danionidae. The record is from RefSeq and is marked validated. Gene Ontology annotation, molecular function: phosphatidylinositol-4-phosphate binding.
AUUGGCGAGAAACACAAGGAAGUGAACACAGUCUCAAGAACAAAAUCAGUCUUUGGACGUUUUUAUUUUAAUAAAAAAAGGCAAAUGUGCUGGAGGAAAUGACCACGUUGACGAAGCGUAACCGUCGAUCGGAGCCUCCAGCGGAGAGAUGGAGCAACGCUGAGGAAGAGGAGGAGAAGAAGAGAGAGGAGGAAGAAGAAGAAGAGGACACCGACUGCAAAACACUGAGACUCACACUGAUGGAGGAGAUCCUGCUGCUGGGACUCAAAGAUAAAGAGGGCUACACGUCCUUCUGGAACGACAGCAUCUCGUCAGGUCUGCGCAGCUGUAUGCUGGUAGAGCUGGGGCUGCGGGGCCGCAUUCAGCUGGAGCCCCAGGGGACCCGGCGGAGGAAACUGCUGGAGCGCAAGGUGUUGUUGAAGUCUGCUGCACCCACUGGAGAUGUGCUGCUGGAUGAAGCUCUCAAACACAUCAAGAACACUGAACCUGCAGAGAACAUGGCCAGCUGGAUAGAGCUGCUGACCGGUGAGACCUGGAACCCCAUGAAGAUGCACUUCCAGAUGCGUAACGUGCGCGAGCGUUUAGCGAAGAGUCUGGUGGAGAAGGGUGUUUUGACCACGGAGAAGCAGAACUUCCUGCUGUUCGACAUGACGACACACCCGCUAACGGACCGCACAGAGAAGGAGCGACUGCUGCAGCGGGUUCAGGACAGCCUUCUAGAUCGCUGGACCAACGACUCACGACGCAUUAGCCACCGCAUGCUAGCACUGCUACUGUUAGCACAUGUGUCUGACGUGCUGGAAAACGCACUGUCCUCGCUGCCCGACGAGUGCUACGAGCUAGCAUCGACACGCUCUCGAACCCUGCUGGAAGCCGACCCGGACCAGGAGAGCAGCCGAGUGUCCAGCCCCGCCGAGGAGAUCGUCUGGGCCAUCCUGGCGGCAUUCAACAAGUCCUGAGAGAAGCUCCCUACAUAGACAGCAUAUCUACAGCUGAGCCCUUACUAGUGAGCACAUCCAGCCUUAAACAGACAGCAUUACUAUAGCUGAGCUUUCACGACUGACCACAUCUAGACCUACAUAGACAGCAUCACUACAGCAGAGCCCUUACUAGUGAGCACAUCUUGCACUCUAGUUCUUACUAGUGAGCACAUCUUGCCAUACAUUGACAGCAUCAAUACAGCAGAGCCCUUACUAGUCCCUACAUCCAGCCCUACAAAGACAGCAUUACUACAAUAGAGCCCUUACUAGUGAUCAUAACCAGCUCUACAUAGAUAGCAUCAGUACAGCAGAGCCCUUAUUGGUGAGCACAUCCAGCACUACAUUGACAGCAGAGCCCUUACUAGUCACCACAUCCAAAAGACAGCAUCAGUACAGAAGACCUCUAACUGGUGAGCACAUCCCCCUCUACAUUGAUAGCAUCAGUACAGCAGAGAGCCCUUACUAGUGACCACAUUCAGCCCUACAUAGGUAGCAUCACUACAGCAGAGCCCUUACUGGUGAACUCAUCUAUUCCUACAUAAACAGCAUCAAUAAAACAGAGCUUUUACUAGUCUCCACACCCAGCCCUACAUAGAAAGCAUUACUACAGCUGAGCCCUCACUAGUGACCCCAUCUAUCCCUACAUUGACAGCAUCACAACAGAGCCCUUAUUAAUGUCUGAUAACAAGCCCUUGGCAGUGGCCACAUCCGUCCCUAGGUAGACAUCAUCACUACAACUGAGAACUCUCUACUAGUGAGCACAUCUGCCUCUACAAAAGUCAUCAUUACUACAGCUGUGCCCUCACUAGUGACCCAAAUAAAGUCCUCACUAAUUACUUACACACACCCAUACAGUGUUCCAUCUGCUACACUACACUUGAGCCCUCACUAGUGAGCCACAUUCAACCCUACACACACACAGACAACAUUAAAGCCAUACACAAGUUUAUACAGGUGGCACUGUGGGCUCACAGCAAGAAGGUCUCUGGUUUGAGUCCCGGCUGGGUCAGUUGGUGUUUCUGUGUGGAGUUUGCAUGUUCUCCCCCUGUUGGCGUGGGUUUCCUCCGGGUGCUCCGGUUUCCCCCACAGUCCAAACACAUGCGCUAUAGGGGAACUGAUCAACUACACUGGCCAUAGUGUGUGUGUGUGUGUGUGGGUUGCAGCUGGAAGGGCAUACUCUGUGUAAAACAUAUGCUGGAAUAGUUGGCGGUUCAUUCCGCUGUGGCGACCCCUGAUUAUUUUCUGUAAUUUGGUGUAGGUUGUGUGGGAGCAGGGAUCAGCACAAACAUGCAAUAUAUAGAUAUGUAAAUAAAGACAUUUUAUGAUUUAUGUAAUGUAAGAUUAAUUCAGGGGUUUUGUUUUUAUGAAUUAUUAAUUUAAAUGUAAACUGCUAUGAAUGUUUAAAUUAUAACUUAUUACAUAUUUUUUGGGGCAAAGACUCAAUUUACAGAUUAAUUUACAGAAUAUUUUCAUAACUGAAAAGUGAAAUAAUAAGAUUAUUUUGUCAAAAAUCUGUGUGUUUGAUGGAUGAGAUGAAGGAUUGUUGUUGAGAGUUUACUGUUUCUUACAUGAUGACCAUCAGGAUGUUUAAUACUGACAUUUAUUAAUAAAUUAUUAAUAUUUCGCAC